AUGGCUUCUUCGCAGAUACGACAGUUUGCUAGCCUAAUUGAUCAGUUACCUUGUGACGUCGAAGACCUUAAUUUAAUUGAUAAUUUAGAAGUAUAUAAUAAAUGUUUUGGAAAUUCUAUAAAUAACGAUAAUACUAAAGGUUCAGAUAGCUUAUUUUCGUAUAAUUCUAAUAUUACUAAUUAUUUAAAUAAUUUAUCUAAUUGUCAAUUUCAAUUUAAACGUAUGCACAACACAGAAGAAAAAACAUAUUCUAAUUAUUCGAUAAAUGAAAAAGGAAAUCCUAUGUUAUUAGAUAGACCAUAUUUAAAUAAAAAUAAUGAACAUGAUGAUCAUGAUAAAAAUAUGAGUUUGUCCGAUUUAAUAAAUAUACAGUCUAAUCCAUGUACUAAUAAUGAUGUAUAUAGAAAUAUUAGUACAAAAAUAUCAUUUCAUUCAAAAUAUACAAAUGAUAAUAUUGAUAUUAAUAAUAAUCUUAAUAAUUCUUUAUUUAUUCAUUCCAAUGAUUUAACAGAUCAACAUAAAAAUAAUUUUAUCGAAAAAUUAAAAAGUCCAAUUAUACUAACUAAUAAUAAAAGUAUAAACAAAAAUUCUAAAAAUAAAAAAAAAACAUUACUAAAAAAUAAUAUCUCUUAUAAUAAUAAUGAUGAAAAAAUCAAUUUUUUAGAAAACGAUCAAAUUAUCAAUAACAAUAAUCAAAAUGAUACUUAUGCACAAUAUAAUAUCAAACAUCCUUUUAAUGAUAAUUUACCUCCAUCUCAUGAAUAUAAUAACUUACAACAAUAUGAUAAUCAUAUGUUUAAUUCAAAUUGUGUAAAUGGUAUUAAUAAUUUUUAUACAAAUGGACAAAAAAUAAAUAAUUCCAAUCAAAUAUUUAAUAGUUAUAAUAAUAGGACUUAUUCAGGUGAGUCCAAUAAUGCAAAAAGUGUAAACGGAUUAAUGAUCAAUAAUAAAUUAGGAAGUAAACUAGAAACAUUAAAUUUCCCUAGUGGACAAAAUUUAUCUAACAAUUUUAUGUCUAAUAAAAAAGAAAUGACUACAUUUAAUGAUGUAAUACAAAAUGUGCAAAUGAAUUCACAAGGAAAUAUACCAUAUGAUUUUUACGAUAUACUUGAAAGAAACCACGAAUUGAGUAAACAUAUUUUAUUAUCUAAAAAACCUAAAGUAAUAAAAUUGGAAUCUAAUAAAUCGUUAAUAAUUUUUCCAGUAAGUAUUCAUGAACAUGGAAAUAAAUAUAUAGCAGUUAAUCAAGAAGAUCUUUUAGAAUAUAUAUCAUCUUCUAUUGAAAUUGAAAAUGAGGAUAUUUCUUCAUUAAGAAUAGGAAUACAUCAGAAAGAAAAAGAAUUACAAAAUAUGAAAGCUGCUUACGGUAUGCAAACUACCAAUAUACAUUAUUUAAUUAAUAGAGUUAUAUUUAAAGAAUGUGAAUAUGAAAAAUUGAAGAACAAAAAUAUUAGCUUAGAAAAUGAAAUGAAGAAAUUAAUUCAUGAAAUGAAUUAUCUUAUUAGUCAAAGUAAAGAUGGUUUAUUUAUGCAAAAAGUUUUUAUUGAUCAUAAAUCUAAAUGUGUUUUAAAAUUACAAGAAUUGAAACCCUUCUUAGGUUCUUAUUAUGAAGAUAUUUUUAAUUAUAUAACUUCCUGUAGAACAUUAGGACAAUUAAGUAUAUGGUUACCUGCAUUCCAAAUAACAGAUCCUUCUUUAGAAACUGUAGCUAAACAUCUAAUCAAAAUAUUAUUGAAUGGUUUAGGUAGUCCUUUUAAUAUUUGUUCUGAAUAUUUUUUAUCCAAUCAAAACUGUAAUAAUAAUAUAUCAUUAGAAACAGAAGGUGAUUUCUUUAAAAAAAAUUUAGAAAAAAAAAAAAUUAUUGAAAAUUACAUAAUUACUAAUAUGAAUAGCAUUAAUACAAAUAAAGAAAAUAACUACAAUUUAUCAAAUUGUCAAUCUAUAUCAUUAAACAGUGAAAGCUCUUCAUUUAUGGAAGCUGAAGAAUUAUUUUUUAAUUCAUCUAAAUAUCCAUCUAUGCAUUCAGUUAUUUUGAGAAAUACAAAAGAACAAAAAAAGAAAGAAAAAAUUAUGAACCAACUAAAUAGAUCAAAUACAACUCCUGAAGGUUUAUAUACAAAUAAUCAUUUAUUUACAUAUAGUGAUAAAAUAAUAAAUGAAGAUAAAACAGAAUUUACAAAUUCACAGGAUUUUAUUAACAGUGUAAUAGAAGAACAACAUUUCAAAAAAAAAAAAAGUGAUAAUAAAAAUGUGAUAAAAACAAAACAAAAUACAAACUACAAUAAUAAGCGUAAUAAUAGUAAUACACAAAACAAGCAAAAUAAAAAAAUUAAGAAAAACAAGAAUGUAAAUUAUAAUAACAAUAUGACUACUAAAACAAAUGAUGAAAGUAAUACAUUUAUGAAAACAAAACAAUGCUUAGAAGGUUCCAAAAUAAAUGAAUUACUAAGAGCAAACGAAACUUUAAUAGAAAAUGAAAUAGAAACUAAUAUUUAUAAAGAGAAAAGAGGGGAUAAAAUGGACUUAAGUCAUUUUAUAAAUGUAAACGAAAAUGAAGUGGAUCUAAGUCAUUAUAUAAAUGUAAACGACAAUGAAGUAGAUCUAAGUCAUUAUAUAAAUGUAAAGGAGCUUAAAUUACAUUUAAAGGAUGAUAACACUAUAAAAAGCAACAAUAAUCAAUUUGAUCAAAUAUCUAAUAACGUAAAUGAACAAGAGGAAAAGAAAAAUAUAACAUCUAAAGAAAAACAGACUAAUAAAAAUAAAAAAAAUGAAAUAUUAAAUCGUUCUAAUGAACAAUUAGAUGAAACACAAUAUAAGAAUAAAAUGAAAAGUAAAGAUAUACAUAAUUUAAUUAAUCAACAAGAUACUGAAAAAAGUAUAUCCAGAGGUUGUAGUUUAAAAGGAAGUAUGGAACAUAUUUCCGAUAAAAAUAUUCUGACUGAAUAUGAAAAAACAGCUAGUCAGAAUGAUAUUGAACAAAUAGAAUUGUUAAGGAAUAAAAACAUAGAAGAUGAAACAUUAGAAAAAGGCAAAAUGUGUGAUGAACACUUAAUAAUGUUAAAAAAAGAUGAAAAGUUAUAUAAAAACAAAAAUAAAACAGAUCAGGAAUUAUGUUCCUUAAAAAAUAAACCUUCUGAUGAAAAUCAAAAACAAAAUGAAUAUUCAACCGAUAAUAAUAAUAAUAAUAAUAUGGAAAUUUUAAGAAUGAAUAAUCAAACGAAUUUUAAAAAAAUGGAUACAAUAAUGGAAAACAAAAGUAAAGAAUUGAAUGAGGAGGAACAGAAUAAAAAAUGA
This is a messenger RNA of Plasmodium gaboni, 3294 nucleotides long. RefSeq lists its product as hypothetical. The record is from RefSeq and is a predicted model, not a curated record. Lineage: Eukaryota; Apicomplexa; Aconoidasida; Haemosporida; Plasmodiidae. The transcript has 2 exons. The coding region runs from base 1 to 3294 and encodes 1097 amino acids.